This is a messenger RNA of Nestor notabilis (Kea), 234 nucleotides long. It is a transcript of the gene LEAP2, whose product is annotated as liver expressed antimicrobial peptide 2. Bases 1 to 234 code for a protein of 77 amino acids. The transcript has 3 exons. The record is from RefSeq and is a predicted model, not a curated record. NCBI's taxonomy places the organism in Eukaryota, Metazoa, Chordata, Aves, Psittaciformes, Psittacidae. Gene Ontology annotation, biological process: defense response to bacterium; antimicrobial humoral immune response mediated by antimicrobial peptide.
AUGCACUGUUGGAAAAUGCUGGUGAUCGCCUUGCUCUGCUCACUGCUGCUCAGCCAGACACACUGUGCUUCCUUGAACCGGCCAGAGCCUCAGCUGAUGAGACAGAGGAGGAUGACACCCUUCUGGAGAGGUGUCUCGCUGAGACCUGUUGGAGCCUCGUGCAGGGAUAACAGUGAAUGCAUUACAAUGCUCUGCAGGAAGAACCGCUGCUUCCUGACAACAGCCUCGGAGUGA